This is a messenger RNA of Monascus purpureus, 2586 nucleotides long. The record is from the annotation of a GenBank genome assembly. NCBI's taxonomy places the organism in Eukaryota, Fungi, Ascomycota, Eurotiomycetes, Eurotiales, Aspergillaceae.
GUGCUGUUUCAUUAUUCUGGCCAGCAAGGAAUUCAAGAAUUGUGUGUCUUGUGAUAUAAAAUAACAACUGUCCUGUUUUCCCUUUUCGUAUUUCGAUUGUUGCUUCGUACUAUCUAUCAUCUCGUGCUGCUGUGCAGGCACCGACAGCUAGGCCAGACCGCCAACUUCCCAACCCUUUUAUCCCCUCUUCAUUACCUUAGCGGCGCUCUGACGGGGCUGGGUGUUUAUGUGGUUGUUAUGGGCUAGUCGCGCUGUCCCCUGUCCCCAGUUUCAGUCCCUCCUCGUUUCAGUGUUACCAUCCACCGAGCUGCGUCACCCCUUUCUACGUCACCUCUUUAUCGGCAUAUAAGUACGAGAACGGGAUGCCAGCUGGCCAUGGAAUCCCUUGUCUAUGAAAAUUCACCCUUGGCGGAGUAUCUUCGAGGCGAAGGCGAAGACAACCAUGACUGGGUGAUUCCGGAGACAGAUGCCGGGGAGGAUAACACGUCUGACUCGACCCAAAAUUUUGCACCUCGGGGGGCUUCGAGAUUUCAAGAACGCAUCCGGAAUAAGCUUCCAGAUCCUCUUGAUCUAAACACCCCGGGGCGGAAGACAGCAUUCAGCAGGUUUUACGAUGCAUGUUCGUCUCUAUUGAAUUCGCGCAUUGGACGGAAUGACAAUGAAAGGUUUCUCGAACAGUUCGGCUACGUGAUUGUCGCUUCGCAGUUGUUGAAUGAACAUAGUGCACCCUCAUAUACUUCGGCUGCGGAUGUGAUGUCGACAUGGAGGCCAGCAGAGAUGCCAUCACAUUCGGCAAAUUUCGGUCUUCAGGGUGCUAUUGUCACUGGGACAACAUCUUUCUCAAUUGCUUGGCUCCUGCAUUGGGGUCGAUCACGAACUGGCUCUGGGUUUAAUCCCCGGAAGGUCGGUGUGCUUAUCGUCCUUGUGCCGCUUCUUGGUAUGGCUUUCUUCGCUUUUGCAAGACGACAAUGGCUCAAAUACUUGCGGCAUCAGGCGGUUCAAGCCGCUUCUACCCUCGUCAGUAAUGCCCAGGGCUUCGAUUCUGCUGCUUCUGCUUCUGUUGUUUUCAUACAGGAGGUUGAGCUGGUCUCGAGGGGGUACAGAAUAAGUACCCCCCUACCCCCGAUAAGCAGACUCGAGGAUCAAACACAUCUGAGACAGACACGUCGAUGUUUAAGAUUACGCCGGACAGUUUCGGAGUGCUUGUUCUCAAUGCUGGGGCGGUAUGUUCAAGCCCAGCGCACUUUGCAACCACUUACAGACAGUGGCCACCUGGAAAAAUAUUAUGAUAUCUAUGAUAUUUCGGUGGAGGAACUCAUUGAGGCCGAAGCAGGCCUAUCUGAGCCGGAGGAGGACCAGUAUUCUUUGCGCUCCCUCCGCAAUCUUUUCGGCCGUCUACAUAGUGUAAGGAAGAGCGUCCUUUGCUGUCUCCUGGCACUUAGUGCCGAUGGUGGGGGUUCCGAUAUUGCGAGGUGGAGUACUGCCAUUGAAGAGAUGCGGAACCUCGCUACUGUAACCGGGGCAAGUAUGCGGAGGAUGACCAAUAUUCUUAAUGAACAGGACAAUGGCACCGUUGCAGCUCCGGCUUCUUCUUCGCCGGCCCCCUCUCCCAGUAAAGACAACCUCCGUUAUCAGUACGGGAAACUCAACUCUCUUUCUCAGGGGAUUCGCGCUUUACAUGCUAAAAUGCACAUAAUACGCGAGGAAUCCUACACAAAUCUAAACCAAACAGAAAACGCAAGUGAUUUGCAGGCGACACUUCUUGCACAAUACGAAUCCAUCGGGACAGAUCUAAGAAACCUCGUUCAGGAAUGGGAAGAUGGCAGGUCUUCCUUAAUGAAUACCCUGGACAAACAGUCGGCUGCGGAUCGCACUCCACGGUCUUCCACGAACCUAACCUCGCCUCCGUCUCCGGCGUUUAGCCUGAGCGGCGCCACCGCUGUUGAAGGUGGGCCUGCGGAUGCCCUUAAGGCCUUGAACGGUGACAGACCAAGCCCGAGUAAGAGUUAUUUUGUCGAUGACGAGGAGAUAUUUGAAGCGGAUAUAACUCCUCGCAGGAAAAGGGCUUCGCUUACUAGGGAAGAGCGUAUUGCCCGAGUCAAGGAAGAGCGCGCGAAGAAGAUCGCCGCGCGGGACCGAAUCGAUGCAAACACAAGCAUGAUGAAGGAACUCGAAAUGGUGAUAAAGCAACGGCCACGAGGGAAGACUUCCAAACGCGUUACUAGCAUUUGAUGAAACUUAUUAUCUCAUUUGCUUGCCGUUUCCCCCUUCUACUGAGAUUCCUUCGGAGCCUGCAAUUUGAUACCCAGCGUUGCAUAGAGGAUUGGCGUCAGGUGUUGAUAUUUUAUCUUACAUGAUAACAUGUACGUUUUCACUCAUUUUUAAUAUUUGAUCUUAUAUUGCAGCACAUAUCUUUUCGUUCAUUUUAUAAAAGGCUGCAACUUAUCCUUGUCUCCUUUGUUUUCAUCUCGGUCUUCACAUCUACUUUCACUUUGUCUUUUUGCUGGAAUAAUCCAGCCACACAUCUUCCAUGCACAACACUUCAAAAUGUAUGUACCUGAUAGAAUGCAAUAUAGUAAAUAAAUU